Salvelinus fontinalis (brook trout) is the source of this 901-nucleotide messenger RNA. Its product is annotated as serine/Arginine-related protein 53-like. The record is from RefSeq and is a predicted model, not a curated record. NCBI's taxonomy places the organism in Eukaryota, Metazoa, Chordata, Actinopteri, Salmoniformes, Salmonidae. Bases 1 to 492 code for a protein of 163 amino acids. The transcript is spliced from 4 exons.
AUGCCGCGGCCCCCGAACCAGGGUAGUAGCCCCGCCGUCGCUGCCACGGACGCCCCUGGGUGUGACAGCCUGAAAGGGCGGCUAACAAAUCCCAGUGUGUGUGACCUCUCCCCCCUGCUAACCUCUUCCUCCUCUCUUUCUCUCUCUCGCUCUUUUUCUGUGUUUCUGUUUCCAGAGGGGACGUCGCUGGCGGAGCAAGUGCGAAGGAUAAAGGACAUUGAGGCCAUUGAGAGCGAAUCCUUUGUUCCCCAGGCUUUCAAAUCAUCCCGAGACGGUGUCAAGACCGAGGCAGUGAAAGUUGAGCAGGAACCGGACGACCCACCUCUGCUCCUUCCAGACAUCAGCUCUCUACCUACCACAAUCCGCUACAACGACAGCGACACGCUAGCACACCCCAGUUUGUUCCUGGACAAGGAGAAGGCCGAGGAGCUGUGGCUCAACAGGCUGAUGUCCCUCCGCCAGGAGAGGCUCAUGGGAAGUCCUGUGCCCUGAUUGGACCAGCAGCUCCCCGGACCAAUAGAAUCGUCUGAAUUGAGGAAACUUUGGUCCUGGACUAAAUCCACCUGUCCUCACCAUGAGUAGGGCCAGUAGUUUUUCCUGACCACGUGACCUGGCUCUAGUUAGUCUAUCCUUGUCAGGUCACACAGUCAGGAACAACUCCCUGUUCCUAAACAUAAACCUUUAUAAAUGUUUAUUGAACCUCUCAUUCACUGGACUUCCCUCAGACUUUUUGUCAAGAAACUUCUGUCUUUUUAAGAAGAUUCAUAUAUAGUUGAUUUGUUUAUCCCAAAUGAGUUGUUCAAAUGCACAGAAAAUGUGCACUGUCUGUUGGAUAUAUCAAACGUUGAUAAAUUGUGUUUGUGUUAAAUUUGAAUAAAUAUUCUCCCCGGUGAAGAAAAGC